This is a messenger RNA of Mollisia scopiformis, 1560 nucleotides long. RefSeq lists its product as uncharacterized. The coding region runs from base 1 to 1560 and encodes 519 amino acids. The record is from RefSeq and is a predicted model, not a curated record. The transcript is spliced from 2 exons. NCBI's taxonomy places the organism in Eukaryota, Fungi, Ascomycota, Leotiomycetes, Helotiales, Mollisiaceae.
AUGCCUCCGCUUCGAACGCCGUCUGGAAUGAUAGUCGAAGAUACGGACGUUACACCUGCUGAUAUGGUUGCAUUCUCAAUAUCCCAACGGAUCCGUGACUCUGAGCCUGGAGAGCUGAUGGCUCCAGACCCACGAGAACUCAGGAGCCAACUUCGAGAUACCCAAAAAGAACUCGAAUUCGCCAAGAAGAGGGAGGACAUCAUGAGGUCUGUGAUUACAGUAUUGGAGGCGCGGAGUGGGAGCGAUCCUUCUCUGGAUGUAAGAUCCCUCCAAAUACAACUGGAAAGGGCCAACGACAAGCUGGAGAAUUUGGCAGCGACAAGUUCGAGUCGAAUCUCAGAGUUAGAGUUGCAAAUCAGCAAUACUCCCUCGAUAGGACUCAACAAUGAUCUCACAGAGCAACUUGAAGUCACCCGUCUUGAGCUCGCUGCUAAGAAAGCAAGCAUAUCGGACUUGGAAGAGCGAGCUGAUAUGUCUGACAACACGAUCGAGACAUUACGUUCAACACAGUCGGCAUUGGAGGAACAGUUCAGGUGUUCAAGACUCGAGAUAGAGACCCUGACGGAGAUCAAUGCCAGCCUUGUCAAGUCAACUGCAGAAGACAAGAAGGAUCAUAAGAAGGCUGAACAGAAGCACAACAAAGCAAUGCUCUCUAUCAAAAGAGAGUACACGAAGAACAUCGACAGAAUCACAGAAGAGCACUCCAGCGAAAUCUCCAAACUCACACAAGAUGCUGUGAAUCUUCGACAACUGUCAGAUACUGCGCAUACCAAGUUGAUUGAGGUGGAAGAACGCCUUCGUGCGAAGGAAACUCACAAUCUCGCUCUGACUGAGCAAAUCCACGAUGUCCACGCAAAAGCUGCAGAAGCAAUGAAGCAAAAGUCUGGCAAUUACAUCCGACAAUUGAAAGAGCAGUUGGCAACCAAGACCGCUACAGAAAUCGAGACAGCAGGGAAGAUUUCGACGCUCAACGCACAAUUGGAGAAGUCGAUGAAGAAGAAUCAAAAGCACGACGAACAAGUGCAAAUUGCUGGUGACAAGUACCGGACUAUGAAGAAGGAUCUCAUAGCUGUGAAGGAGGAGAACAGGAUGAUCCAAGAGGGCUUGGACACCAGCGACAAGAUGUGUCAGGCCCAGAAGCAGGACAAUAUAGCGCUGCAAGACAAGAUCAAGACGCUGGAAGAUCAAUUGGCGGAGCAUCACCAAGUCACCCUCACACUACGAGCCAACGAGGCAAUGUCCAAGGAUCGGACCGAGAAGGCUGUAGCAGCAGCAGUCAGCGACAAAGAUGCCCUGAUUGCCGACCUACAAAAGAAGGUCGACUCAUUGUCCGACGAAGUUGUUGCUCGGAAUCUACGGAUCGAAGAACUGGAGGCUCGUAAUGUCGGGUACAAUGCCGCUGAUGCUGCAACUCGAAACACGAACGCUGAAUUAGCGAAUUCCUUUGUGGCAAGUGCGCAAGAGAAGAUCCGGGCAUUGGAGCAGUUGAUGAAGAACCUCAGCGUCGUACUUCCGAGUACUGGAAGUGCGGAACCAAAGCCUACUGGGGAGAAGUCUUGA